AUGUCAAUCGACAGCUUCAAUAGUUUACAAAUGAGCAACACAGGUGGGUCCAUUGCCAUGUCACUUGACAACAGUAGUGUCGGGUCAAACGACUCACACACUCGCAUCUUAAACCACCAAGGUCUAAAGCGUGUCAAAAAUAAUUACACUGAUGCCCUUAGUGUCAACAGAGGAAGAGUCUAUCAAGGCUUAAGUGAUGAUGCUCUUGCUAGAGCUUUAUUAGACACCCGUUUCCCAACAGAAGGGCUUGAAAAUUUCGACGAAUGGACAAUUGAUUUAAGGAAACUCAGCAUGGGACGCGCUUUCGCACAGGGUGCAUUUGGGAAGCUUUAUAAAGGCACAUACAUUGGUGAAGAUGUUGAUAUUAAGCUGUUGGAGAAACCAGAGAAUGAUUUGGAGAGAGGACAACUUAUGGAGCAACAGUUUCAGCAAGAGGUUAUGAUGCUUGCAAGGUUGAAACAUCCAAAUAUAGUAAGGUUUAUUGGUGCAUGUAGGAAGCCUAUGGUGUGGUGUAUUGUGACUGAAUAUGCUAAAGGAGGUUCUGUGAGGCAGUUUUUAGCUAAGAGACAGAAUAGAUCAGUGCCUUUGAAAUUAGCUGUUAAAUAG
Molecule: messenger RNA, 606 nt
Organism: Lactuca sativa (garden lettuce)
Lineage: Eukaryota; Viridiplantae; Streptophyta; Magnoliopsida; Asterales; Asteraceae
Source: RefSeq, a predicted model, not a curated record